Messenger RNA from Phaeoacremonium minimum UCRPA7, 723 nucleotides. RefSeq lists its product as hypothetical. The transcript has 2 exons. NCBI's taxonomy places the organism in Eukaryota, Fungi, Ascomycota, Sordariomycetes, Togniniales, Togniniaceae. Bases 1 to 723 code for a protein of 240 amino acids. The record is from RefSeq and is a predicted model, not a curated record.
AUGGUCUCGCAUCCUAACUCAACUCAGGUCCCUCUUCGCCAGGAGCUGCCGAAUUCCUCCCACGGCAAUCGGCGUGGCACUCCUGUCCCGACUGGGCCUGGCGAGGACCAGCUCUUCGAUGUCCGAAAAGGUCUGUGUGACAUAUCGUACAUCACGCGCGACGUCUACAACGCCCUGGCCCGACACCAAUGCAACAAUAGCAGCACUCUCAAGGCGUACGAGCAAGCCUACCAGCAAGAACAUCAAAAGCUCAAAGAAGCCGUUGGCACGAACAAGUCUCUAGGAAAGAUGAACGAGAGGCUCAGACUAGAGGCCGACUACUACAAGACAGAUUCUGACACCAUGCGCAGCCGUCUUCAAGAGAGAGAUGCGACUGUCGCUAGUCUUACAUCCCGAGUUGAAAGGCUCGAUAAGGAGAAGCAGCAUAUGAAAGAGGUUCACGAAGAGGCCCUCCGCAAUGCGGCGGACCGAAUUGUCAGCCAAGAUCACAAGAUUGAUGAGCUGCUUGCUCACAUCGAGGAGAUGGUGCCGAUUGAAGGCCAGUCUCCGACCUCCCAAGUGGCUAGCCCUGGAAAGCGUCGAAGGGAGGGAGAGGACGAACAGGAAGCUCCACAGAAGGAAGAUGGAAAGAAGGAAGAAGGAGAGACUGAAAAGAAGUCUAGGAAGCGGAGACAGACAAGGGCCGUGGAUGAAGGCCAGGCGGAGUCUCCCUCUCUCGAGUGA